Messenger RNA from Olea europaea var. sylvestris, 958 nucleotides. RefSeq lists its product as uncharacterized. NCBI's taxonomy places the organism in Eukaryota, Viridiplantae, Streptophyta, Magnoliopsida, Lamiales, Oleaceae. The transcript has a single exon. The record is from RefSeq and is a predicted model, not a curated record. The coding region runs from base 88 to 771 and encodes 227 amino acids.
AAUCAUUACGCUAGUUCAUCAAUCAUAGCAUCCCAAGAAAAACCCCUCCACUACCAAUUCAUCUAGAAAAUCAAAAAGCCAAAUUCCAUGGAAGAAAAAGUGAAAAACAAGAGCAAGAAGCAAAAAAAAUUGCACCCAAAUGAUCAAAAUUCCAAAAUUGCAUCUGAUUUUGCAUUUAAGCCUUGUCCGGAAGUGAAGGGACUCAGAUUUGGCGGCCAAUUCAUUGUAAAGUCCUUCACAAUUCGGCGCGCAAGGCCGUUAGAACUCCUCCGCCUCCUCUCUCUUCCGCCGCCAACCACCGCUCACCACCAGGAAAAAACAACCAAUUGGAAGCCGCCUUUCCCUUCAACCACCGCUUUUCUCCCCACAAACUUCACAAUUUUAGCGCAUCAUGCAUGGCAUACACUGACAUUAGGCCUUGGGACUAAGAAAUCGAAAGUACUUAUAUUCGUUUUUGAAUCGGAGAAUAUGAAGACGGCGAUGGACGGGCUAUGGCCGCCGGAAAUACCACUCGGAGAAGUGAACAAGAAGCUCAUUAGAGGCACGAUGGGGUGUGAAAUGGCGAGAUUUAAAUUCAGGAAAGGAUGCAUCACAUUCUAUGUUUAUGCAGUCAGAAGAAUUGGGAAUUUAGGGUUUUCAUGCGCAGAUGAUCUUCGAACAAUUCUUCAAUCAGUUGUUGAUCUCAAAGAUUUCAUUGACCAUACUACUAUGCUCGCCAUGCCCAACCAGAAAAGCAUUAAUUACUCGGCGCCAGUCGCCAUGGCUCAUUAGGCAUGUUUUCUUCAUCAUUUUCUUCUUUAAUUUUCUCUUUCUUUUUCAAUUCAAGCUGACUGACAAUAUAUUUCCUUUUUCUUUUAUUGGGUAGAGGAUUUUCAAAUUGAUUAUCCGUGGAGUCCUUUUUUCUUUUCUUUUCGUACUCAUGUAUUUGUUAUAAAUAAUUGCAGAUUUUGCUGGUGAA